AUGCACUCUGCCGAUCAAAUGGAUCUGCUCGACAAGUGGGACCCGGAAUUUGAGGACACGCUUAGUCUGGACGAAAUCUACCAAGAACGGAGUCGUCUCGCUGCUUUUGAGGAAUUUAUAAGUCCGGGGCAGGGACAGAAUGGUCUUGAAAACCCUGACAAGGAAGUGACAGAUGAUACCAAUGCUGGGAAGGAUAGUGAGGACAACCCAGAGACCCAGACGAAGACUGCACGCCGCAUCGCCCUUCGAGCGGGGCCAAUGGAGCCUCCAUGCGCGAAAACCCGACCAACUACAAUAGUUGACUUGCCUGUCGAUAUUCUGCUCCAGAUUUUCGGUUACUUCCAGGACGCAAGGGUCGGAAGACGGGCCCAAAUUGACUGCAGGUCACCGCACAGGGGCUGUGAAGAGGAUAUUGCCUGUCAGACGGCCCGCGAGACGAUCCGGCAAAUUCGCCUGGUCUGCCGCCUGUUCAACGACCUGGCGUCUCCACUGUUGUGUCCGAUCCUCCGCGUAGAUCUGGACCAGGAAUCUCUGAAUGGGGCGGUCGAGUUGUGCAAACGUCCCCGGAUAGCUGGAGGAGUGCAUGCCAUCCAAGUGGGGCUGCAAUAUCGUCCAGAAGAGCUCGUCUCAGACUGCCCCCGAUUCAAGGACUAUUGCAAGCAGCAAUUGGAUAAAGUGGCCGAUCGCUGUGACUGGCUCGGGGGGUAUGAAUUGGACGAUGAAACAGACUGCCUGGAGGACAAGAGGGAAUUUCGAGAAGCGAAACGCAAUUACCAGAAGAUCUGUCGUUCGUGGGACGCCUAUUUCUCCACCGACGAGAGUGACGAGAAUGACGAUGUCGCCGAAGCAGAGGCAGAUGAGCACAUGGAGAUUCUCAUCCGAGCCUACAAUGAAUAUUGCAAAAAGCAUGAAGAGCAACUGCAGCUCAUCACCAGUGGAGCCUUCGUCACCGCGCUUGCCGCUUGUAUCUCCCAACUGCCCAACACAGUGACCCUGGGCUUCACAGACGAAAUGGAACCACUGUAUGAUUGGGAUAACCCGACAAUUGUACUGGGAGACACGAGUCUGCUUCCCGGAAUGAUGAGCGCAGCGCUACGGUGGGAAAAGAUCGACAAUUUGCGCCAUGGCAAUGAUCCCGUCCUUACGCGCGAUGCCAGAUUUACGCCCGCCAGGAUCUUGUUCGACCUGCCGGUUGCCAUACACAAAGCCGGAAUCAAGUUGAGGAAUCUUGAUCUCGGACCGUUCCCAUGCCGAGGCAGUUUUUCUCUGCUCUGUCCCGAUACUGUGAGCAAUCCCACCGAUCCAGCAGUAUGGUCAGCGCUUCGAGCGGCGUGUAGCAGCCUCUGGCGAGUCAAUUUCGGAAUGAACCAGAACCACCACCGCCCUCACAUCCGCCACGAGCACCUCCGACCGGAUGAAAAGUUCUAUGUCGACCAGACCUCAGCACAGUACUUUUCAGUAGAGAUCUAA
This is a messenger RNA of Aspergillus fumigatus Af293, 1470 nucleotides long. RefSeq lists its product as uncharacterized. NCBI's taxonomy places the organism in Eukaryota, Fungi, Ascomycota, Eurotiomycetes, Eurotiales, Aspergillaceae. The record is from RefSeq and is a predicted model, not a curated record. The transcript has a single exon. Bases 1 to 1470 code for a protein of 489 amino acids.